Physcomitrium patens is the source of this 1825-nucleotide messenger RNA. RefSeq names its product reticulon-like protein B10. Gene Ontology annotation, biological process: response to bacterium. Lineage: Eukaryota; Viridiplantae; Streptophyta; Bryopsida; Funariales; Funariaceae. The record is from RefSeq and is a predicted model, not a curated record.
CUUGCCGCAACUUACCUCUCCGUUAGCUCGGAGGCUAGGUUUUUCGGCGUCAUCGCCGUUCUCUCCUGCUCUCUCUUUCUCUCUCUCUCUCGCUCUCGGUCUUCGUGUUCCUUCACCUGCACGCUAGCCGUCAAGCAACGUGUUGGUUCGCCAAGGCUGCCUUUCUUGCUGGAUCUCGCUCUCGCCCUCUUCGCGUAAAGCCUGCGAGGUGAGAUUUUGCCUCGUGUUCCGUGUGUAGUUUCUCUCUUGGAUCUGAGCUCCAUGCCCCUGUUAUCAGAAUCAGCAGAUCUGCAGUGUGAGACGAACGCAUGCAAGCAGCAGCCAUGUCCGAACGAAGUGAUCUCACUCAUUCCACUGCGGAGUCUGACAUGGACACUGUGACUCAGACUGUUCAUAAAAUGCCUGCUUCUAAUACGGCCCCUGCCUCGGAGUAUGGACCUGGGAAGCGAUUUUUGACUAAGGAUAAAAACGUACAUCAAAUAUUAGGUGGAGGCCGAGCUGCUGAUGUUUUCCUGUGGAAAGACAGAAACACUUCUGUUGCAGUUUUGGUCGGAUCCACCCUUCUGUGGUGCCUCCUUGAGAAGUCAGGAUAUACACUACUCACGCUUUUGUCGAAUAUUUUCAUGUUUUCUCUCGCUAUUCUCUUCGUCUGGGCGAACGUUUCAUCUCUUUUAAACCGGGCCGGACCGCCGGUUCCAGAAUUUUCUUUGUCUGAUGACUUCGUGAUGAGAACAGCCAGCUGUGUCCGGGAUGAACUUAACAAAGCUCUACGCUUUUCCCGGAACGUUGCAUUAGGCAACGACUUCAAGCUAUUCUUCAAGGUUGUUACUUUGUUGUGGGUGGUCUCGACAGUCGCUUCGUGGUUCAACUUACUCACCCUCAUCUGGAUUGGCGUUAUCUUGUUGCACGUUGUUCCAUUUGUCUAUGACAAGUAUGAGGAUAUAAUCGACCAUCAUGCCUCGAAUGCAUUCCACGCUGCCAAUGUUCACUUCAAGAAAUUGGAUGAUGCUGUUCUGCAAAAGAUUCCUAGGGCUCCUGCCAAGGAGAAGAAGAUUCAGUAGAACUGGAUUUUAAUUGUGAUCCCUACAGGGUGCUCAGAAGAACCAAGUGGGCGAAGGAUCUGUAUAUACGGAUACAUCUGCGCUGGAUCUGUAGGAGUCGGACGUAAGCCCUCCUCGCCGGAUGUAUACAACUUAGGCUGAGACUAUGCUGUGUCGUGGGAGUAAUUCGGUAGUCUGCGUAGAGUUUCGUGGAAGUUUCACGCUUGGCGCACUUGAGUUUCGCAUCGUUGGACAUCAUUUUUUCAACACUCGUCAACCUGCUAGGUUUUUACCGACAAUUUCUGUGUUCUAGCCCUAGAUGCAACGUCGUAACAGAAACCAUCCUCCACAGAUACGGCUGUCCUCGGUCCUCCCAUCAGAUAAUUUUUAUGUUAAUGUUGGACAUGAACUAGCGAGGAAUCAAACCGUCUCAGAGCCCUUUAUUGUGCUCGUUGGGCUUACAGAAAUCGUCAUUUGCAUCUGAUGAACCUGGGCUUAUUUUUUUGACAGACUCUCUGGUAAAUCUAGCACUUCUAAACGAAGCAAAUAGAACCUAAUUCACGAGUAUUCUGAUGCGUUUCGGGUUUCUGAAAAUCGCUAGGUUACUUGUUUUCAAUUCGCCACCUAGUAUAUUGCCAAGGAGAAUUAUAGAUGGAUCCAAUCCGCCUUUUACCAGCAUGAGGUUGAGUGCUGGAACCAUCUCUCAGUUAAUUGAAAGUGAAAGGCGACCCUCACUUUGUACAACAGGAUCUUCAAUUAAAACGCAGAGCUUGCUUUAAUCCUCA